AUGAUGACCGAGGUCGUCGACGUCCUGGGGCGGCCGAACAAAUUCUUCAUCAAGACCCUGUCGAAGUUUGACCCAGUCGAGAAGGCGCGCCUGGAGCUGAUGGCGGGCGACACGGCCGAGGGUAAGCAAGCCUACGCUGCCCUCGCCACGGAGACCACGACGGACCAGGAGCUUCUGCGGCAGUUCCCGUCUGCGAAGCCCCCGCUGGAGCAGCUGCUCAGCAUGAUCCCCUGCAUCAAGCCGCGUCUUUACUCCAUCGCCUCUUCCCAGCGCGCGAUGAACAACAAGGUGGAGCUGAUGAUUGUCGUCAACGACUGGGAAACUCCUGGUGGCAAGUAUCAGAUCGGGACCUCUACGGACUACGUGAACCGUCUGGCCACCGACAAUGACCCCUUCUUGAGCUUCCAGGUGCCCUGCGGGAUCACCUCCGGAACUUUCAACUUCCCCCCCUCCAUGAUGCAGCCCAUGAUCAUGACAGGCUUGGGAACUGGCUUGGCACCCUUCCGAGCAUUCAUCCAGGAGCGUGCCUUCUUUAAGCGCCUGGGCAAGGACGUUGGGCCCAUGUGGCUGUUCUACGGCUGCCGCUACCGCGCGAAGGACUACUGCUACGGCGAUGAGCUGGAGGAGUUCCAGAAGGAGGGCGUGCUCACGGAGCUGCGCGUGGCCUUCAGCCGCGACCAGAAGGAGAAAAUCUACGUACAGCACAAAAUGCAGGAGGCCGCCAAGGACCUCUACAAGGACUUCGAGACCCACCAGGGCUACUUUUACCUGUGCGGGCAGGCGGGAGCGGUUGAGACAGACAUCGAGAACGCCAUCAAGGACUCCAUCAAGUCAGGCAGCAAGGGCAUGACCGACAAGGAGGCGCAGGACUAUGUCGAGAAGAUGCACGAGGACGAGGGCAUCCAGUGUGACGGAGCGGGACCUGCGCGCGAACGCCUGACGGAGCGGGGCCUGAAUACGUUCUACAUCAAG
Molecule: messenger RNA, 972 nt
Organism: Prorocentrum cordatum
Lineage: Eukaryota; Dinophyceae; Prorocentrales; Prorocentraceae
Source: the annotation of a GenBank genome assembly